Messenger RNA from Helicoverpa armigera (cotton bollworm), 3843 nucleotides. Its product is annotated as STAM-binding protein-like A. Gene Ontology annotation, cellular component: membrane; endosome. The record is from RefSeq and is a predicted model, not a curated record. Bases 253 to 1473 code for a protein of 406 amino acids. Gene Ontology annotation, molecular function: metal-dependent deubiquitinase activity; protein binding; K63-linked deubiquitinase activity. Lineage: Eukaryota; Metazoa; Arthropoda; Insecta; Lepidoptera; Noctuidae. Gene Ontology annotation, biological process: protein K63-linked deubiquitination. The transcript is spliced from 9 exons.
AUCUUUAAAAUUUUGACAGCACACAUUUCAAGAGCUGGGUUGGUUUUGUAUUAUACAGAGUUUUGAGUGAGAUUUCAAGAAAUAUAAUCGAAGAAACGUCCGAAAUUACUCGUGUAUUGCUGAUUGGGAUUUAUACAUCCUCUAUUUCCUAUACUAAAUAUUUAGUUUGGGUACAUCAUAUUUUCAAUCGGCUCUAGUUUGCAUGAAGCAACUACAAUUUUAUAAACAAGUCAAUAAAGUGAUAGCAAUACAAUGCAAGCAGAAGAAAAACGCUCGAAACCAGUCGAUUUGGCUUCUUUAGAACCUACGGCAAGGGUCAAACAGUUAGCUAACUAUGGUGCCGUAGUAGAUGUUGAUCCAAAUGUUCCACCAAGGAGAUAUUAUAGAUCAGGUUUGGAGAUGGUUAGGAUGGCGAAUGUGUACUUGGCAGAGGGCAGCUUGGAAAAUGCUUACAUUUUGUACAUAAAAUUCAUGACAUUGUUUUUGGAGAAGAUUCGGAAACACCCCGAGUAUGCAUCGGUUCCCCCAUCUGUUAAAGCAGUUAACCAAACCAAGUUGAAGGAGGUGAUGCCUAAAGCAGAAAAAUUGAAACAAAAGUUACUUGACCAAUAUGCUAAAGAACAUGUUGCUUACGUGGAAGGGGAAAAGAGGCGAGCUGCUGCCGAAGAAGAAAGGAAAAAGCAAGAGAGGGAAGAUGCAAAGCUGGCUGAACGGCUUCAAGCUGAUGAGAAUAAGAAGGAUGCACACACCGGAAAACCACAUCUUCUGCAUGCUGAUCAGUGGGCUGUGUCUCCAUCGGCCCCAGCGAUGGAUGGGGUACUGUACCCGGAUGACUUUGCGAACGAGCCGCCGCGAGCGCCCUCACACCACUACCAGCCAGUGCCGCCGCUCAUACCACCCUCGAGGCCGCAAACCACGGGCGGCGUGGCGCUGCUGGGCGGGUCGCGGCUGCGCGGCGUGCUGGUGCCGGGCGCGCUGCUGCCGCGCUUCCUGCGCCUCGCCGCCGCCAACACCGCGCGCAACGUCGAGACCUGCGGCAUACUCGCCGGGAUACUCGAGCGCGAUCAGCUCAAGAUUACUCACGUGAUAGUGCCCAAGCAGACGGGUACUCCCGACUCGUGCAGCACUAACAACGAGGAGGAGAUCUUCCACUACCAGGAUCAGCAUAACCUCAUCACUUUGGGCUGGAUUCAUACGCAUCCAACUCAGACGGCGUUCUUGUCGUCGGUGGACCUGCACACACAAUGCUCGUACCAGCUGAUGAUGCCCGAAGCCAUUGCGAUCGUCUGCGCGCCCAAAUAUAACGAGACUGGUUACUUCGCCUUGACGCCAGACUACGGAAUGCAGUUCAUCACAAAUUGUAGACAGACAGGGUUCCAUCCACAUCCCGAUGAUCCCCCACUGUUUCAUACGGUAACACAUAUAAAGGUGGACGAAUCAGCACCAGUCGAGGUCGUAGACUUGAGGAGAUGAACUACAUAGGACUACAGUUCACACCAUAUACGUUCACUUUCUUCCACCACGGCUUGCGUUCACUAGUAGUGCAUUUAUACCGCUUUAAGUACAGAUCAUAUAUCAUAUCAUAUAUGUUCAGAGCGAAGUAUUAUUCGGAGUAGUACAUAGAGAUUGUAAAUUGUCAUCGUUAUUUCUUGUCGGAUCGACCACGGAGUAGGUGGUAAAUGAAGUGAUCAUAGUAGUUACAGUCACUUUAAUAAUUUAGUAUCUCUUAAUUAAUUAAAUUGAAAAAGAUGAUGGGUGUGUUAUGCCUCUUUACUUCCACUGCGAACUUGCUGUCUGAAAUAACAUUUAUGAUCAUUUUAUAUCUGGGGGCACGGAAAUGCCACUAACAAGACGAGUUAAGCAAAGCGCAAGAGGUAACGCAUACAGAAAUUAGUUAGUUACAAAAUUGACACGCAGUGUAUUAAUUGACAUUAUUGGCGUCAGACUUACUUACUGAACCCCAUCCUGUUCCUUCUUUAGCCCUUUCGUGUUCGCGGUAACGCUUUCGAACAAUUGUAUUUGCGAUCCAUUCAUUAUCUACUCCGUGGCACCGACUCGUAGUCAUGUUUGCUUAGCAUAAUCAUGCCUUUAUCAACUUUUGUAUAACAAGAGUCACCUAGAUUUGUGUAAGCGUUAGGAAAAAACAAUUUGUUUUAACUUAUUAAUGUUAUUGUUGCAUUAUCAUUGCACUUAGAUUAAUUUAGAUCAUCACAGUGUGGAAGUAUAUUAUUUUCGUUUUAAUAGGCGGCAAUGUGAUAUAAAUAUGAUAAAACUUCGUAGACGCUUGUAAUUAUAAUGUUAUGUAAAUUGUAAUUGUUCAUGUUAUAAUUUUAUAUUUGUUACAAGCCAGUGACAGAGGGAGAAUCAUAUUUUUCGUUAUUUAAAAUACAAUUUUACGAACGAAACUAUUUCACUGUUUUAUAAUGCUUGUAUGCUUGAUUUAUAUUGUCAAAAUAUAUCAGUUCUGUGUGGUUUCUCAAAAUAAUUUUAGUUCUGGGGAUGAUUUAUUCUUAAUUAUUAUCGAGUCUGUUUCGAAUAUUGAAAUUAAACCAAUCUCUCUCAAAAUAAUAUAUAUUAAUUAAGAUGGAUGUCGUUAUAUAUUUGAGGUUCUAAUUGCUUUUUAUAUCUUCGCUAUCGCUGAAUGGUAAACUAUCCGGCUUGUAUUUACUUGUAAUAAAUAAAUUAUCGCACUAUAAUAUUAUAUAUUUAUAUUAUAUAAGUAUAGUAAUAUGAUCGCAGCCUGAAGACUGAAGCUUAAAUUUUAUACAUAUAAAUAGAUAUAUUUAUAUAUGUAUAACUUCAAAUAAUUAUCGACGUGGUUUGUUAAUGACAAUGAUGAAAUAAAAUCUAUAAUUAUUAUUAUUUGCAACAUAAAGUGUUUAUUUUUUGUAAAGGCUUUGAGUCUUAAUAUAAAACCUGUUUUGUGUUUCACUUAGGUUCAAAUAACAACGAGGUAGUUAAGUGAUGCGUUAUUUUUCUCAAAAUAACAAUUUAUGUACUUCAAGUUCAAAAUUGGAGUUUUUUUUGUAAAAGUAGGCUACAACUUAACUGACUCUCCAAAUGAGCCUUUGUAAAUAAUAAUAUAUUUCGUUUGUAAAUUAAUAAAAAUUCUAAUAUAUUCACUUGUGAUUGUUUGACUGCACUAAUUAUAAUAUAAUUUCGUGCACAUACGUGUCGGGUGAUGUAAUCGUGCCAUUUUGUACGUAUAUCGGAAUGGAAUUAGUUGCGUGUAAAGGAACGGAUUACAAAUCAGUAUGUUUGUAAAGAUAUAAUCUCAUAAGUGUUGAUAUUGAUAUGUUGGGUUAGGUUGGAAGUGGGAAAACGUUCUUAUUUGUACCAAUGAAUAUUAAUCUUUGUGUAUUUAAACUCAGACUGACUUUAAUUAUAUAAUAGACUGAAUGAGUGUUGGUAUAAAUGAUUAUAAAUUUUCCUAUUGUGUGUAUACAGUUUAGUAGUCACACUGUUAAUAAAGUCAAACCGUUUUGCUUAAAAGUAUCAACAUGAAUGAAAUAGCGUUAAGACGAACAUUUGUGAUUCUUACUGCAUUUAAGUUGUAGUAGACUGCAAUCUGUAUAAUACCCUUGUACUUGUUUGGAAGGGUAUAAUAUUAAUGGUAUACAGUUAAUGACCUCUUAGAUGUUCCAUCAACUUGAUUUCCUUCGUUUCGGAUGUGACUAGCGAAGCCAAAUUUUGCCUUUAAACUAAAUGUUAAAAGUAAAGUCCCGGCUACUGCAAUGUUGGAAAUAAAUGUGCAAUGAACGUCAUCUAGUAUGUAAGCGCAGUCUUAUGUAUGUGUGAUUCAACUAACACGGACCAAUGUGAAUAAAAAGUUUAAUAAAUUCA